CAGCGGCAGGCUGGUGGCAAGCUACGCGCAGCGCACUUGGUACCCUUGGGAGAAAGGAUUAUCGUCUUCCUUGGAAUCAUUAAACAAGUUGUUUCCCGACUUCAAAAGCCGAGUCGGGCGUGUUUUUUUUUUCGUGGGGCCUGGGAAGAUACUGAACAUAUUCCUCAUAUCCCCGGGGUUUGGAAAAUAAACCCAGCUACGAAGAGGAUAUAACUUUGCGAGGUUUGGCCACAACACCUGGCGGACAUGUAGACCCACACAAGGAUGGUUUGGGGCUCGUUAUGUGGAGUUUGACUCGGAAGUGGGAGUAGUUUUACAAAGAAAAAAGGCGGACGAAAGAGGUGAAAAAGUUUCCCUUGUUCCCGGCGGAAGAACAAAGCGGUGACAGGUUUGGGUUGUUGUAAAGUAAUCCCUGCGCGCGGUCUGUUAGUAAGAUUUACACAAACCAAGUGAGUUAAAGAUGCGCCUGUUGAGCACAUCGUGUGGUAAACGUGGAGAAAUCCGACACAGGACACAGAGGUUGGGUGUGAUGCAUUUACUGCUCCUCCUUGGUGUUGUUCUGGCCUGUCAGGGCUGCCCAGAAAAAUGCACAUGCUCCUCACAAACUGUGAAAUGCCAAAACCAGGACUUGAAUGCCAUUCCGCAUUCAUUACCGACCAACACUAAAGCCCUGUUCGUCACAGGAAACAAAAUUUCCCGUAUCAGUGCUGAGUCUUUUCCAACCCGCCUGUUACUGUUGACUGAUCUCUAUCUCAGUGGGAAUAAGAUGGAGUCUGUAGAAGAAAUGGUAUUUGAGAACUUGCCAAACCUUGUGCGGCUGGACUUAAGCAAUAAUAAAAUCCGGAUUUUCAGUGCUAAAGCGUUCCCUGAUGACAAUAAACUGCAGAUCUUCAACCUCAGCGGUGCUUUUUUCAACCAUUCCUACAUGAAUACGGCCCUGAGCUUCCUGCGGGUAGGAAACCUCCUCCAGCUCACGAGCUUGGACAUGUCCAACAAUGACCUUGUGGUUCUCCCGGAUGGCAUUUUCACGGGCCUCUCCAGUCUCACCAACCUCAGCCUGCAGAACAGCUCCAUCAUCUCCAUCCAGAACGGGACGCUGAAGGUGCCGCCGUUGCAUGACCUCGACCUGAGAGACAACAGCCUGAGGGAGCUUCCCAAUGCCACCCUGGCCGAGUUCAGCCUCAAGCCCGACCUCCAGCUUCACCUGGCCGGGAACCCGUGGCGCUGCGACUGCUUCAUCGAGGACCUGGUGGUGUGGCUGAAGAGCUCGGACCAGGUGGCCGACGUGCACAACCUGACCUGCGUGGAGCCGGAAGGCCUGACACGCCACCCCCUGCUGCAGGUGGAGAAGUCGCAGCUGGAUUGCAACUAUGCAGGUGACAUGAAAAGCGUGCUGGAGACUUCCUACGUCUUCCUGGGGCUGGUGCUGGCUCUGAUCGGCGUCAUAUUCCUGCUGGUCCUCUACCUGAACAGGAAGGGCAUCAAGCGGUGGAUGUACAACAUCCGCGAUGCGUGCAGGGACCACAUGGAGGGGUACCAUUACAGGUAUGAAAUCAACUCUGACGCGCGCUUGGCCAACCUGAGCAUCAACUCGGAUGUUUGAGCGAGGGGGUGGGACACUGUCUUGGGACCCUACAGUGAGACAUUACAUGACUUUAUACUAUCAACAUGUGCAUGUGAGUCUUACACCAUCUCCACUUCCUCCCCCUCCUCCUCUCCCCAUGAUGCUAUUCAGAUUUUACAUCUGCCAUGGCACCUAAGCAACCUCCCUGUCACGACCCCCAUUCAACAACUGGCGCAUGUGUUGUAUCCGGCAGCUGUGAUGUCACUUUCUUCCCCUGUACUGAAACACUGCAUGGACAACGAAUCAUGGCAAUGUUUUUCUUUCUCUCUUUUUUUUCUUUUGGAGGUUUGGAGACUGAUAUGUAUUAUUUUUACUUUCCAUAAAGGAUAAACUGAUGGAGUACAUUUGACUUUUAAGUAAGAAUGGGCCAGAUGCAGGAGGUGAUGUACGGACAAAUUUCUUCUUAUUUUUGUUGGUAUCCACAAAUUGUUCUUAUUUUGGCUUUUCUCCUACAUUUUUUUUUUUUUUUUUUUUUUUUUUUUUUUUUUGAUCAAGAGCACUCUUUAGAAAGAAUUUUAUUAUUGUCAAAGUCAAUAAAACAACUGUCCAACACAUGGAAACACAUUUAAAAAGCAAAGAACAUAAAUAAUGCAUUAAUGACUAUUAGAGCUUAAUAAUAUUUAAUCAUUUUAGGUUUUAGAUUAUUAGAUUAUUAAAAUUAGAAUAUCUGAAUGCAGGCAUUUUAAUGUUGAUUGAUGUUACAGCAAAAGCUUGUGCACAAUACAGAUAUUAAAAAAACAGUUCUAUGCAUAAAUGAAUUUUUGAGUUGAGAACUGCGUCUCUGCCUGAGGGCUUCAGAAACUGUCCUGUCCUCCUCCUGCAGUCGUCACCAUGGAGCGUGUGGCUUGGACAAUGAGUUUUUUGGUCUCCAUUUUAAUAUUGAACUACUUUUGAUUUUCCUGUAAUGCCAGUACUAACUCUCUGGAAAAUCACAGUUGUUUUUUUUUGUUUUUUUUUUUGGUCAAGUUCAUUUAACAGUACUUCAGCUCAGACCUUUAUUGUUCCAAGAAGGGAAAUUUGACUUGGCUCGGCACUCACAAACCACACAAUCAACUCUGAUUUCAGCUGCUGAAGUUCUUUUUCUUCCUACAGCUUUGUUGUUUUGGUGGAGUCUCCAGUUCUUGGGCUUGUGCCAGAGUAUUUUGCAGGCGGCACAACAGCUGCACUUAUGGGGUUUUACCUUAUGCUGAUAACAAAUACUCAAGACAUAUGCCUCCAGUUUACGAACAGAUGGGAUUCAUCAUUCAGCACACCUGGGUAAGAGCAGAUUUGGAUGGCUAAGAAUGUGAGGUGCAUUUGGAGUUGACUUAUUAGUUUUUUUUUCUUAACAGAAAAUAUAAGAGAAGAUAUAAGAUAAAUAUAAGAGAAUAUUACUGCAUCUGGCCCAUUGUCUUGGCAAGGCUACAUUCUGCUGGCUAUUGCACCCUUCUCAUUAUGCCUCUACUGUGGAGAAUUGCUAGUACUGCUUGUUAAUGAGUGUUCUUUUUAAUAUGUGAUUUUGUGAUAUAGGCCUUCUCUGAAUGAUUCUAGUGCACACUACAUAGCUUUGCAUUUAGUAGGUGGGUGUGAUUUUUUUUUUUUUUUUUUUUUUUUAAUUCUUUUUUUUUCCUCAGUGAAGGUACUCAGCUAAAUAAAAUAC
Myripristis murdjan (pinecone soldierfish) is the source of this 3263-nucleotide messenger RNA. It is a transcript of the gene tpbg, whose product is annotated as trophoblast glycoprotein. The record is from RefSeq and is a predicted model, not a curated record. The coding region runs from base 461 to 1603 and encodes 380 amino acids. The transcript has a single exon. Lineage: Eukaryota; Metazoa; Chordata; Actinopteri; Holocentriformes; Holocentridae. Gene Ontology annotation, cellular component: plasma membrane. Gene Ontology annotation, biological process: negative regulation of canonical Wnt signaling pathway. Gene Ontology annotation, molecular function: protein binding.